Messenger RNA from Aspergillus pseudotamarii, 2163 nucleotides. RefSeq names its product putative RNA methyltransferase-domain-containing protein. NCBI's taxonomy places the organism in Eukaryota, Fungi, Ascomycota, Eurotiomycetes, Eurotiales, Aspergillaceae. The record is from RefSeq and is a predicted model, not a curated record. Gene Ontology annotation, biological process: deoxyribonucleotide catabolic process; carbohydrate catabolic process. Gene Ontology annotation, cellular component: cytoplasm. The transcript has 5 exons. Bases 1 to 2163 code for a protein of 720 amino acids. Gene Ontology annotation, molecular function: deoxyribose-phosphate aldolase activity.
AUGUCUAUCCCAAAAGACGACGCAGAAUGGGCUGCUCUGAUUUCUACUACAAAAGACUCGCUUCCGGAGACUUUUCCUGAAUACAAGACACCAUUGCCAUCCGAAGUUAAUCGUACCAUCGAUCACACCCAGUUGGCGUUGACUGCGACGGAACAGCAAAUCGACCAGCUGUGCGCCGAAGCCCUUCAAUACCAGUUUGCGACGGUCUGCGUCCGCCUAAACCAUGUCCGUCGCGCGGUACGGGAACUCAAGGGAAGUUCUGAUGUGAAGGUGGCUUGCGUUGUGGGAUUCCAUGAGGGCAUGUAUGAGACCUCCGAGAAAGAGCAGGAAGCCCGGGAUGCGGUUGAGCAGGGAGCCGCCGAGCUGGAUAUGGUUCUCAAAUACCCUCUGUUGAAGGACGGAAAAUAUACGGAUGUCUACACAGAUAUACUGGGUGUGCGGAAGGCAGCCCCGUCGCCGAUCAAACUGAAGGUCAUCUUGGAGACUUCGCAGCUCACGCGGGAGGAGAUUAUUGCGGGGUCGGUCAUUGCAGAUGUGGCUGGGGCUGAUUUUAUCAAGACUAGCACGGGAUUCAAUGGGCCCGGUGCCAACAUUGACAACGUGGCCCUCAUGCGAGCCACUGCGGGCUCGGUAGGUAAUGGAUGUAAGGUUAAAGCUAGUGGAGGAGUGCGCUCAGCGGAGGAUUGUAUUCGCAUGUUGAAAACAGGAGCCGAGCGGAUUGGCACUAGUUCCGGGGUGAAGAUCAUGCAGGAAUUGAGAGGAGAAGCAGCUGGUGAGCAAGGAGCGCAGCAGGGCGCGGUGGAGACCGACGUCAUCAGGAACCAUCCUCAUCGGUCAAACCAUCUUGGUCGCCCCUCAUUGUCUGCUCAAAAGCCCCCUUCGUCCCCUCGCCCGCGGCCCACGAUGCGACGUCCGAACGUUCCCAAGAAACGUAAGACCUCUCACGAUCACGGUCAGCCUGAUCAUAAUGUCUUUUCGAGUAAUGCCUUCACCUCAAAGCCUACCGCCGUUUUUACCCCAACUGGCGGCCGAUCGCAUACAUUGACUGUCGCUCUUCCAGGCAGCAUUUUGGCCAAUGCUCAUUCUGUGGAGCAAAAGACUCUUUUGGCCGGUAUCAUCGCACGUGCUCUCGCCGUCUUUUGUGUUGAUGAGGUAGUGGUGUUUGAUGACGAUGAGAAUAGUCCGCGCGACGAGUACCACGACCAACGCGAUUUUUACGAGUCCCCUAUAGACAAAACGAGUAACGAACUCAACGGUAACGACUCAUACGCCAAAGGGUGUACCGCAUACUCCGACCCAUCGCACUUUCUGGCCCAUAUACUUUCAUACCUCGAGACCCCGCCAUAUCUUCGUAAACAUCUCUUUCCGAUGCAUCCGAAUCUUCGUGGAGCUGGCUUACUGCCUAGCCUCGACAUGCCGCACCAUCUUCGCGCCAACGAAUGGUGUGAAUACCGUGAAGGAAUUGCAGUAUCUAGUUCCGAUGGUGGCGGGCAGAGGAAGCAUAGUCCACAGAUGAGCAACUAUCAUUCUAACCGCCGCUACUCAUCCAGUAGCCCUACUAAUUUUAGUGCUACUGUGGUCGAUACCGGCCUUCCUAAGAAGGUCGUCCUCCCGGACAUCCAGUUGCCUGAAUAUGCCCGCGUAACCGUCCGGUUCUCCGAGCAUGGUCCCGAGCACUAUGCGCAACCCGUACAUCCGUCUGCCCCUCGUUCUGAAGCAGGGUACUAUUGGGGCUACUAUGUGCGUCGCUGCCGAUCUUUGUCGUCAGUGUUCACUGAAUGUCCAUUCGACGGGGGCUACGACCUCUCCUUUGGAACGUCCGAGCGAGGUGCCCCGGUCUAUUCUGUUCUAGAGGAAGAGCAACAAGAGCAUGAUAAUUAUGACCGGCGGAAAAUCCCCCCGGACUAUAAACAUCUCCUUGUUGUGUUCGGUGGUGUAGCAGGUAUCGAAGCAGCAAUCCACAACGACCCUCGGCUCUGCGACAUGGACAUCAGCCCGACCGAAGCCGGGAAGCUUUUCGAUUACUGGGUCAACCUUCUUCCUGGCCAAGGGAGCAGAACCAUCCGCACCGAAGAGGCUGUUUGGCUGGGCCUGACGAGUCUUCGGGGCUUAGUGGAAGGUACCCAUCGGCCGAGACCAUCGUAUAAACCGAGGAGCUUCUGA